Molecule: messenger RNA, 805 nt
Organism: Pocillopora damicornis (cauliflower coral)
Lineage: Eukaryota; Metazoa; Cnidaria; Anthozoa; Scleractinia; Pocilloporidae
Product: hemicentin-1
Biological process (GO): signal transduction; cell-cell adhesion
Source: RefSeq, a predicted model, not a curated record
AUGGCUGCAAGAGAAUGUAGUAUAGAAGUUUGUAAUCUCUUGAUGGUUGCUUGUAGAUAUGGAAUUUAUCUUCACGUGUUCAACUCCAAAUCUCCUAGACCUCGGUCAGCUCCGAUCCUACAGACAGCUCUGCCAAAGAACAAAACAGUGCAGGUUGGAGAUAAUGCAACAUUUACCUGUAUUGUUCUUGUUAGUGGAACUCUCCCGGAUUUCAGAUGGCUUAAAUGGAACAAAUCCGUCAAUUAUAUUCCGAAAACUUACAAUGAAAUUUUAAAUGGAUCAUAUCGCCUUAUAGACCCAUACUAUUACAAGACCGUUCAAGUAAAAAGUAAUUAUGGUGUCGAGUUGAAUAUUGCAAAUGUGACUGAGGACGAUUUUGGACUCUACACUUGCUUUGUGAGCAAUCAUAUCGGCAACGACUUCAGUAGUGCAUUCCUCAUCAAAAAUGUGAAACCCACGGUUCCUGUGACAGGUCAGUAUCUGUUAAAAACAAGGCGCAGCAAAUUUUUUCCCAUCCGAGCACCAGUAUUUACUGAUCCAAACUUGCGAAAGAGAUCAUUCAGGGCAUGGCCUGCAUCACACUCCACAAGACUGAAAUGUCAAGCCAUUGGUGCACUACCGCUCAAAUACAAAUGGCUAAAGGAUGGAAAGGACUUUAAAAAAUAUAUUAUGGAUGCAACUGUUAAUACUUCACUUUGGUACCUGAAACUGCGAGAUCUUAUACCCGCUGAUUCUGGGAGAUACACUUGUAUAGUGUCCAAUUCAUAUGGAUCAAUAAAUCACACCUUUACACUUCAAGUUGUUG